Molecule: messenger RNA, 2850 nt
Organism: Hippocampus zosterae (dwarf seahorse)
Lineage: Eukaryota; Metazoa; Chordata; Actinopteri; Syngnathiformes; Syngnathidae
Gene: itih2
Product: inter-alpha-trypsin inhibitor heavy chain 2
Exons: 21
Coding region: 1-2850 (949 amino acids)
Biological process (GO): hyaluronan metabolic process
Molecular function (GO): serine-type endopeptidase inhibitor activity
Source: RefSeq, a predicted model, not a curated record
AUGAAACCGAGGCUGCUGCUGCUGCUGCCGCUUCUCCUCGCCGGGCUCUCGGUCCUCCGGGGGAGCCGCUGCUUUGAGUUUGUGAUCGACGGGGAAUGGGAGGACGAGGAGUCGGUUCCUCGGCCUGGUGGCGACAGACACAAGAGAGCGAUAUUGACCAGCGAGGAGCAGGAAGACUUUGAGGCCAUCCGUGGAGAUGACAUCACCGUCAAGAGCUACAAGGUGGAGAGCCGGAUCACGUCUCGCUUCGCCCACACCACGGUCCGCAGCUCGGUGGUCAACUCGGGCUCCAAGGCGCAGACCAUCGGCUUCAACGUGCAGAUUCCCAAGCGAGCCUUCAUUACCAACUUCACCAUGAACGUCAACGGCAUCACCUUCACGGGCUCGGUGAAGGAGAAGACGGUGGCGAGGAACCUCUACGCUCAGGCGCGAGCCAAAGGGAAGGCCGCCGGCAUCGUCAGAUCGAACUCGCAGGAACUGGAGACCUUCAAGACGGAGGUGCACGUCCCCCCCGGAAGCCACAUCCAGUUUGAGCUGCAUUACCAGGAGAUGAUGCAGAGGAAGCUGGGCGUCUACCAGCACUCGCUGCACCUGCAACCCGGCAGAUUGGUGCCUCAGUUCCAGGUGGACGUUUACAUCUUUGAGCCCAAUGGAAUCGCCAAGCUGGAAACGUCGAGCGAUCUGGGUGACGAGCUGGAUGGGCUGGUCGCGGUGACGCAGGGCGCAGAGAAGGCUCACGUGGUCUUCAAGCCCACGCUGCGGCAGCAGAGGAAGUGCGACAACUGCACGGAAAGUGCCGUCGACGGCGCCUUGAGCGUCACCUACGAUGUGAAGCGGGACAGCAACGCCGGCGAGUUGCAGGUCUCGGAUGGCCACUUUGUCCACUUUUUCGCCCCGUCCAACAUGUCUCCGCUUCGGAAAAACAUCGUGUUUGUCAUCGACGUCAGCGGCUCCAUGUGGGGGGUGAAGAUGAAACAGACGGUGGAGGCGAUGCGGGCCAUCCUGGAUGACCUGACGACCGACGACCAGUUCAGCAUCAUCGACUUCAACCACAACGUGCGUUGCUGGAGCGAAGACCUGGUCCCGGGAUCCUCCGUCCAAAUUGCCGACGCCAAGAACUACAUCCAGAACAUCAAACCCGUCGGAGGCACCAACAUCAACGAGGCGCUGAUGAAAGCGGUGCAGAUCCUGGUGAGGGCAUCCAAUCAGGGGCUCAUCGACCCUCGAUCGGUCUCCAUGAUCAUCCUGGUGUCGGACGGGGACCCGACGGUGGGCGAGAUCAAGCUGAGCGCCAUUCAGAAGAACGUGAAGAAGGUGAUGAGGGAGGACUUCUCCUUGUUCUCGCUGGGCAUCGGCUUUGACGUGGACUACGACUUCCUGGAGCGCAUGGCCAUGGACAACCGCGGCAUCGCCCAGCGCAUCUUCGCCAACCACGACGCGGCUCAGCAACUGCGGGCGUUCUACAGCCAGGUGUCCAAUCCUCUUCUGCGGAGGGUCGCCGUCCAGUUCCCGGAGGACUCUGUGUCCGACGUGACGCAGAACCACUUUGACAAAUACUUUGGGGGCUCCGAGCUGGUGGUGGCCGGCAAAGUGCGACCGUCCCAGAGCGACACCUUGACCGGCUUCACCAGCGCGUCCGGCGCCCUGAUGGACAUCACCUUGGAGACGGAGGUGGACACUUCCAAGCUGGACGAGGAACUGGCCAAGCAGCAGCACUCCUUCACGGGCUUCGCCAGGCAGCUGUGGGCCUACAUCACCAUCAAACAGAUGAUGAGCGAGAGGUCUUUGGCGCCCACCGCCAGCAAGAAGAGAAAGAUCACCCAGCGCAUCCUGGCGCUGGCCACCGAGCAUCAGUUUGUCACUCCGCUCACGGCUCUGCUGGUGGAGAGCGAGGACACCAAGGAGAGGCUGCUCGCCGACGCCCCGAAGGACCCCAAGCAAGGCUGCUGCUCGGGGAGCGCAAUGGGAGGAGGCGCCAAGACUUUGCCCGCGGUGAAGGUCGUCUACCAACCUCCGCCCUGGGUCCAAAUAACCACGCCGGCCCCGCCCAGCCACGCGGAAAAAGGCCCCGAGGACUGGACGCUGCCUAAGCGGGUCAACUUAGUGGACAACGACCCUCAUUUCAUCGUGCACCUGCCCCAAAGCAACAUGGACGUCUGCUUCAACAUCGACUCCGAACCCGGUCGCAUCCUCAACCUGGUGUCAGACCGAGGCACGGGCGUGGCGGUGAACGGACGCUUAAUCGGCAACAAAGCGGCGGGGACGGAAAAGCGGAGCACCUACUUUGGGGUCAUCUCCGUCCACUCGCGGCGGGAUGGCAUCGGCGUCGCCGUCGCCACCGACAGCAUCGCCUUCGCCGACGGCAAGAACAACCACAGCUUCACGUGGGGCGCCACGGCGGACGUCGUCCAGAACGGGGUGAGAAUCUCCAUCGUAAAGGACUCGCAUGUCACCGUCACCGUCAACCAGGGCAUCCGGGUGAUGGUUCUUCUCCACCGCGUGUGGAAGAAGCACCCGGUCAACGUGGACUUCCUGGGCGUCUACCUCCCAAACGAGAACCGCUACUCGCCGCUGGUCCACGGCCUCAUAGGUCAGUUCUCACGGGAGCCCGAAGUCAGCAUUUCCGACAUCCACGAUGGCGCCGACCCCCAAAAGAAGGAGGCCACCAUGGAGGUGAAGGGCAACAAGCUGCACGUCACCAGGGGCUGGCAGAAGGACUACAGACGGGACAAGCGGCGCGGCACCGACGUCUUCUGCUGGUUCGUGCACAACAGCGGCAAAGGAUUCAUCGACGGCCACUACAGCGACUACGUCGUGCCGGACCUCCACGGCUUUGUCUCGAUGGAAUAG